AUGUAUUUGGAUUCUGCACUGGCAGGCGUUGCAGCCUUGCUCACGACCACAACAGUGGCUACUCAGUAUGUUGCGCAAACCUCUGCUGCAAAAGUAUCCGGGAAGGUGUUCGACCGUAUGGCUGUAAUUUGGCUAGAGAACACUAAUUACGACAAAGCUGCUGGAGAUCCCAGUCUGCAAUAUCUUGCGAAGAAGGGUAUCACGCUUUCAAGCUACUAUGGUGUCACUCAUCCCAGUGAACCGAAUUAUGUUGCCGCAAUCGGGGGUGACUACUUUGGCAUGAACAACGAUGACCAUAACAACGUCCCCAAAAACAUAAGUUCUAUCGUCGACCUUCUUGAAGCCAAGGGUAUCUCAUGGGCUUCAUACCAAGAAGACAUGCCGUACACCGGGUACCAAGACACCGAAUAUGAUAAUCCACGUACAGGUGCCAACAUGUAUGUGCGCAAGCACAAUCCCUGCGUCAUAUAUGAUUCUGUCGCUACGCAACCGUCACGUCUCAACCUGAUCAAGAAUCUCACGCUCUUCCAAAACGACCUCAAGGCGAACGCGCUACCUCAAUGGAUGUUCAUCACCCCGAACAUGACGUCCGAUGGUCACGACUCCAGUGUCACGACCGCCGGCACGUGGACGCGGAACUUUGUCGAACCGCUUCUAUCGAAUAGCAACUUCAUGAACAAGACACUCGUGCUCAUCACCUUUGAUGAGAACCACGACUAUACACAGCCUAACAAGGUUCUCGGUAUCCUUCUCGGUGAUGUUAUCCCUUCGUCUCUUGUCGGCACCACCGACUCCACAUUCUACGAUCACUAUUCCGAAAUAUCGACUGUCGAGGCCAACUGGGGUCUCGACACGCUCGGGCGCUUCGAUGUAGGCGCGAAUGUGUUCAAGUUCGUUGCCGAUGUUGUUGGAGAGAAGGUGCGCUCGUGGGGCUCUACGUCUGGCUCCGUGGCGUUGAGCAACAUGUACUUCAAUCAGUCGUAUGCCGGACCUUUCAACUCAAAGUACAAGAAUGGUGGAUGGGCCGUACCAAAUGUAGAUGCUGAGUAUGCAGGCAGGACAGUGCUGCAAAAGAUCAAGGAUGCCUGGAGUAGUGCCAGCGGCAACAAGAUCUACACGACCAAUUUAGAGAUUCCAGACGGCCAGCACCCCCCAAAAGGAUUCGAGCCAAAGUAA
Pseudovirgaria hyperparasitica is the source of this 1176-nucleotide messenger RNA. Its product is annotated as phosphoesterase-domain-containing protein. Lineage: Eukaryota; Fungi; Ascomycota; Dothideomycetes; Acrospermales; Acrospermaceae. The record is from RefSeq and is a predicted model, not a curated record. Gene Ontology annotation, molecular function: hydrolase activity, acting on ester bonds. Gene Ontology annotation, biological process: phospholipid catabolic process. The coding region runs from base 1 to 1176 and encodes 391 amino acids. The transcript is spliced from 3 exons.